AUGUCUGUGGAAAAACAAAUUUCAAGCUAUUUGUGUCUGCUUGUCACAUAUGCCGUUAUAUUUUCCCUAAUCAGCAUUGAGACGGAAGCCUAUCAGAUGCUGAUACCACCAGGCGAGGAUGGCAAUUGUACAUAUCGUGGCGAUAAACUGGAAUUAGGACAACAGCCUGGUCCGGUGCCAUGUCAGCGUUUGACAUGCAACGAGGAUGGUUCGGUGCUGGUGGAAGGCUGCGGCAAAUUAUGGAUCCAAAACUGCAAUCGUGGCGAACGCAUCAAUCCCGAAAAGCCCUACCCAGAGUGCUGUAAAUUGGUAUACAAAUGUAAAAAUCCCGAUGGCUCUUCAUACUACAUUGAAAAGGAUGCCCUUGAGGGCAAUAAUGUGAAAAGUGAAAAUUCAACAUAG
This is a messenger RNA of Musca vetustissima, 402 nucleotides long. RefSeq lists its product as uncharacterized. The transcript is spliced from 3 exons. The record is from RefSeq and is a predicted model, not a curated record. The coding region runs from base 1 to 402 and encodes 133 amino acids. NCBI's taxonomy places the organism in Eukaryota, Metazoa, Arthropoda, Insecta, Diptera, Muscidae.